CAUCAUUCUGACCGGUAUCAUCUGCAUCCUCUUCCUCGGGCCCGAAUUUCAUCAGAAGUUGACUAGACAGCAUUAAGGACUUUUAGAUUUGCGUGGACUGAUACGUGUGACGUCCAUUCAAGGCAGUGCAUUAAAAGGACGUCGAUCGUAGCAAUCCACGUUGUCGUUGUGCAAAUCUAAAAGUCCCUAUUAUAGAUAUGGCCGACAGCAGCCAUCUUGCAUAUCAGUUUGACGAUUCCAUUUGUCCCGCUCGGGAAAGAAUCAGAACUAUUAUUGCUUCUCGAGACGAGGAAACGGAUAAAGCUUAUGAUGCCUGGGCUCACUAUUAUGACGAGGACAUGAUCACACUCGGGUAUGGAGGGUACGAAGCAAUGGGCGAUAACGUUAUAAAGUUUGUGGCAGACAAGAAUGCAAAGAUCCUGGAUUUCGGAUGUGGCACCGGCCUCUUUGGUCAGAAGCUUAGAUCUUUAGGAUACAUGAACACAUUUGGCGUUGACGCAGCUGACUCUUUCCUGGAGGAAAGUCGUAAGAAAGAGGUUUAUCUGGAGCUUGAAAAGCAUAGAUUUGGCAUCGGCCUCAAUGCACCUUACAAUGACAGUUCCUUUGAUGUCGUCAUGUCUAUAUCUGUAUUUGGGCCCAAUACAAUCAACCAUACUGCACUCUAUGAGAUCGACAGGAUAUUAUCCCCAGGUGGGUACCUUAUGAUGUUUAUCCGUAGAUCGCGACUUGAAAUGGAACGAGAAAACUUCAACGUGAAGGCGGUCUUGGAGGGGUGGGUGACCAGCGGGCAAUGGGAGCGCCUUUCCGACGGCAGAGGGAUCUACUACAGUAGACCAGACGGUGUGGGAGAGGGCGACGAGGCAGUGGAACAAGAUAUCGUCAUCAUUACCAUGCGAAAACUUCAAACUUCGACAUAAUCAUGCACGCAGGCGCGUACGCAAAGGGGGGGGGGGG
This is a messenger RNA of Strongylocentrotus purpuratus (purple sea urchin), 954 nucleotides long. Its product is annotated as methyltransferase-like protein 27. Gene Ontology annotation, molecular function: S-adenosylmethionine-dependent methyltransferase activity. Bases 198 to 917 code for a protein of 239 amino acids. The transcript is spliced from 5 exons. NCBI's taxonomy places the organism in Eukaryota, Metazoa, Echinodermata, Echinoidea, Camarodonta, Strongylocentrotidae. The record is from RefSeq and is a predicted model, not a curated record.